Molecule: messenger RNA, 3369 nt
Organism: Marchantia polymorpha subsp. ruderalis
Lineage: Eukaryota; Viridiplantae; Streptophyta; Marchantiopsida; Marchantiales; Marchantiaceae
Source: the annotation of a GenBank genome assembly
UCCUCGAGGGAGAAAUGGAGAUCGGUUUAUCCUUGACUGAAGUGUUGUGAAGUGGAGUGAGGAAAUUUACCCGAAACUCGAGACAUGCUCACAGAGAGGCAGAGGAUGGCAGGGGAAACGCCGAAGAGAGAUCGAGAAGUUGAUCGAUCUGCAAUGGAGCAAUUCUAUUGAGGUGUUGCAAUCAAGCUGGCAGGCGAGACGAGGAGAGGAGAGGAAAGGUAAGGAGCGGAGAGGUGAGGUGAGGUGAGGUGAGGCCGAAAGUAAAGAGCAGAGAAGGGCAAAGCAGAGGUGAUUGUCUCAUCAGUGAGAGGGGCUUGGAUUGAUGUGCGAUACCAGGCGUUCAUGAAGUGACUCUCGUUUUUGGUGGUAUAGCGGGGAAGCGACUUCGGUCGGAAAAGCGGGAAUUGGAGCAUGGACAACUGGGGUUCGUGAGCGGAGAGAGUUAAUCAGCUGCCGCUGUCGGAUCCGACAGGAUAGGGUUGUAAAGCAGCAGGGUCGCCAUGGGGUCGGAAGAAGAGGAAAGGGAUGGGUCGAGUAUCGUGUAUAAAAUGAAAGUUGUGAACACUCUCGGUCGAUCAGUGCCGAUUAUUUUGCAAAACGACAAUGGGCCUUGUCCUCUACUCGCCGUCAGUAACGUCCUAUUACUCAGAAACAAUGUGACUCUGAAUCUUGACAUGUCAGAAAUAUCUCAACGGGAAUUAAUGUCUCUAGUUGCCGAAUGGCUUCUUGACGCCAAUAGCAAUGUCCAGAAUAAAGAUGAUGAAUAUGUAAAAAACCAACAACAGAACAUUGAAGAUGCUAUUCAGCUUCUUCCACGCCUUGCCACAGGCAUAGACGUCAAUGUGCGCUUCAGACAUAUACAUGAUUUUGAGUUUACACGAGAGUGCGCGAUCUUCGAUCUCUUUCAUGUUGGGCUAGUGCAUGGCUGGCUUUGCGAUCCUCAGGAUGAAGUCACUUCGACAAUUAUUGGAGCUAAUUCAUACAACACUCUUGUGGAAAAACUCGUCGCUCUUCAUGCUCUCAAAGCGGAAAAGGAGGCAUCUGCUAAAGCACUUGCCGAGGAAGAACCUACAGUCGACUUUGCUGCAGCAACUACUGCGACUCUCGGUGUUCCAACACCUAUACUUCUGAAAAAUCUGUCGAAUGUGUCAAACGUAUCCACUGACUCUUUUGAGCAUUUGAGACACGACAGCGAGAAGCCAAGAAGAAAGGGGGAUGACGAAGAAGCAGCGGAACUUAUGCAGGCUUUGCAGCUCUCUCAAGCCGGGAUGGAACAUGAGGUUCCUGUAGAUGGAAGCUUAUCGAAUGUGGGGAAUGACAGUGUCACAGUGACGCCGCCACAGCUGGUAGAAAGUAUACCAGUUCCCCAGGAACAGGCAACUGCUGAUGGUGGCACGUCAGAGUUGCCAACCACAAAAACGGACCUUGAUUCAGAAGAUGGACCUGAUAGCGGGAGCGUAGUUAGAGAAGUAGUGGAACAAGUAGGAGCUGGGAAGACUUCUUCUAGUGAUAUUAAGACAACUGCUGAUGACAACGAGCCGGUCAUAGUUCAGUCUUCUGUUCAACCAGAGGAGCUAGAAGUCACUCGAGAGGAUGUUGCCAAGCCGGUGUGUAGAGAAUUGUCCAUGGCACAACUUCCUAUCCAACCGAUUGAUGGAGAACGUUCUGUCGAGGAGAUUGCCAAGCCUACGCCUCUAGAGAUUAUAGAGUCUAGCAAUUCAGUUGGUGACGUGAACGUGUCGUCCCCAGUUUAUGUCGAGAAUUACGCAAGGUCUCCAAGCUGCGAAAGUAAUGUUUCCAUUUUCACCGUCGGUGAAGAUGUGAAGACAGCCGUAGAUCCUUUGGAUUUGGACUUGGAUUUGGAUCCCAUGGAUUAUCAACAACACGGCCGUCUAUCCACGGAGGGAUUGGGGUCUUCUUCUGAAAACUUGUCCCCACGGAAUUAUAAGCCUCCUUCAGAGAGUAGUUCAAGUCACGUCCCAGACGAAUCUGAGGAGUGUGCAAGCUCGGGUAUCGAUGACGAGGAGCCAUUGUACGAAGGGGAACUUAGUUUGACAGGAUCUGGAGUAACAAAUAUCGGUGAGAAAGAUCGAAUCCCCGAUGUAGUAGCAAUUAUUGCAGACAAGGAACCAAUGUAUGAAGGAGAAAGUGUAUUGGCAGAGCAGGUGCUGGGUGGGGAUGGAAGUUCCGCGGGUCAAAGGCAUUACAAUGAGAAGCUGAAAGAGGAGGAGCACACCCGCGAUGCUAUGAAAGAAGGUUUGACUAUCGAGAAGUUUUUGAGUGAUACGGCCAGUCAACUGACCUACCAUGGGCUGUUCAGCUUACAAGAAGGUCUCAAAGACAAUGAGCUGUAUGUUUUCUUCAGAAACAAUCACUUCAGUACAAUAUUUAAGAACGAAGGACACAUAUACCUUUUGGCCACCGAUCAAGGGUACUUGAAUCAACCAGAUCUUGUCUGGGAAAAGUUGAGUGAGGUUGAUGGAAAUUCAACUUUUUACACUGGUAAUUUCCAACAAUUUGAGGUGGAUCAAACCAGCGGAUCAUGGAAUGAACAAGAUGCUGUUGCUGCAACUGCGGACUACAUGUCGUCCCAUCAUGGGACCGCCGGAGGUGCUGAAGGAGCAAGUUAUUAUUCUGAUUUGCAGUUAGCGAUGGCUCUUCAACAACAAGAGCUUGCUCAACAACAACAACAACAACAGCAGCAGCAGUUGCGUUCGCCAUCUCCCGCAGCCCCUCGUGUUACUCAACCCAGUUCGAAAAGUCCCAAUUUAACCUCCACUCGCCUCGUCACGGGGCCGAGAAGCGUUGUGCCUCCACCGAAGCCAGAAAAGGCUCCGAAAGAGAAGUGUACCAUUAUGUAGUUCCAAACCUUUACCUUUUUUGUGUUAUAUAUAGUGCCUUGCCACAUUCAUUAUACUAGACUAGUAAAUAAUUUAAUAAAUGGCUGCUGUCUAAAAAAGUGUUGCGAAUCUCAUAAGGCGAUAUACGCCCAGAACUCCCCACUGUCUGUUAUUAUCUGCUCAGCAUGUUUUAUAAUGCUUAGCCAACACCUUCAGCAGGUUUUGGUCCUAGAAUGUACAUAUUUCUCAAAAUUUUCCCUGAAGAAUAUGAAGCCCCACAACAGAUUUUUCCUCUUCGUUGCGUUGUCUGAAUAGGUCUUUUAAGGAUGUCAGUCUGGCAGUGUAGUACAGAUAGCUCUCAGGUACAACACCAUUCUAAUCACUAGUUGCUGAAUACUACAUAUACGGCUUCUUGUACACCAUUUCUAAUUCCAACCAGGUGGAGAUGUGGAAUUAUCAUCCAAGUUUUAGAAGGUACACACACAGUCUUCACUAGUCCGCAGAUGCGGAUAUUUUCAUGAGUAGCCAG